CCCCCAUUUGGGCAGUUCAUAUAGGGUUGAGAUAUUGAUAUCAAUGGUGUUUAAUAUCGUUUAACGUCAGGUUAGCUUUGAUUAGUUUGGGUUCAUUAUACAACACCAAGGUAGACCUAUGUUGAGGUUUAUUUUGACUAAGUUCUGCAGUUCCGCUGAUUUGACAUGAAAACAGGCCAGUUCUGCUACUAUUCAUCUCUACCACGUCGACCAAAGGUAUCAAUGAAUCUCCAUCCCCGAAUACCAGGAGUUUUGAUUUAUCAAUGAAGCCUUUCAUGUGUUAAUUGAGAUCACGAUGGGCUCGGAUUCGGUCCUGAAAUCUCAGGAUGAGAAGCGGGCUUCCAGCCUGGCCAAAUUGAUCCAACCUUCCUUGGCUACUUGGGAGAUUUCGAUUCUAACGGCUUCUUGGACGUUGGGCAUCUUGUAUUCACUCUAUCAUGUCUUUUUAGCCUCUAGAGAAUAUAGCCGCGUUUUGGCUCAGAAUAACGAUUUGGAAGUGGGAUGGUUUGGCAUAUCCCAAUGGAAGAAAGACACUUCGGACUCAGAAUGGUUUGUGUUCUCGGAGAUCUUGAUUUUCUCACUCCCUUGGUUAGCGGUUCACAUAAUCGGAUCCCAGAUAUUGAAGAAAUAUCGCAAAGAGUUCUUACCAACGUUUUAUGUGAUUUUAAGCGUUAAUUGGACAUCGCGAAUGAUUGGUGUCCGUGGACUGCAAUUCUUAUUCUUUCAACCCGUGAUCAUGUACGGGUGCUUACAGUUGAGGGACUCCAGGUUGAUCUACUUGCUUUCAAUGAUCUGCAUCGGUUUGAUUGAUCAUUGGCCUCUGACUGCGCUCAGAUCGGUCUCCUUUGAUGCCUCGGAUUACAAAGAGCGUUACAUUGGAUCCGUCACCUAUGCUUGGUUCAAUGCCCGAUGUCUGUCCUUUUGUCUAGAUCACUUGUGGGGACACGUCCCUUGGGAGUCAUCUCAUCUGCAUGGCCUUGUCAAUAUGUUGGCAUAUUGCUUCUAUUUACCCGUGGGGUUGGGAGGACCUAUUAUUAACUAUGAUACAUUUUACCAAGGCAUCACGUCCCAAUAUCGCGAAUGGACAUGGCGCCGACUGAGAGGUUUCUUUGCAGAAUGUGCCAGAUAUUUAGGCUGGUUGAUGUUUAAUAACUUCGUGCUGCAUUUCUUCUACUUCUCCGCCAUUCAAUACGAUUUGGGAACAUUUCUGAAGCUGGAUCUUUGGACAUUGUCUGGAGUUGCAUAUGCUAUGGGGCAUUUCUUUUACAUGAAGUAUUUGGUGUUCUACGGAUUUCCCAGGGCCUUCCUGACGGCUGAUGAUAUUGAGGCCCCCUCUCAGCCCAAGUGCAUCGCACGAAUUCAUUUGUAUUCAGAUAUGUGGCGAUAUUUUGAUAAUGGACUCUACAAGUUUAUACACAAAUACUUCUAUGCCGUCUUGAUCCACGACCGUCCUGGCUUGGUUGCCAAACUGUCUGCAUCUUUUUGCACUUUUGCAUUUAUUUAUAUUUGGCAUGGGAUUCAAGAACACGUCCUCAUUUGGAGCGUCCUCAAUUUCUUGGGCCUCACUGUCGAGGCAUUGGCCAAAGCCAUUGGAUCAUUGCCCUCUUAUCAGCGAUUUGAACGUUCCACAUUGAGCCCUCGAGGACGGCGAAGAUUCUAUUGUGUCUUGGGCGGACCUUUAUUCCUCAUCUCCAUAUUGAGCAACAUGUUCUUUUUUAUGGGAGUUCAAAACGGCAAACAUCUUAUGGAACGUGCAUGGACCUCAUUUCCCCUGGGAACGCCUUUUCUACUUCUCAUUAUGUAUUGUGCGGCGCACACCUCUUACGAAGUUCGGAAUUGGGAGGUGAAAAGCCGAGACCCAAGAUUUAGGCCAAUCCCAAAAAGUAAUGACUGAAGAUUUUAUAGCUUCCGAUGAGAAAACGUUUGAUUUUGAUGC
Molecule: messenger RNA, 1936 nt
Organism: Tigriopus californicus
Lineage: Eukaryota; Metazoa; Arthropoda; Copepoda; Harpacticoida; Harpacticidae
Gene: rasp
Product: protein-cysteine N-palmitoyltransferase Rasp-like
Exons: 6
Coding region: 296-1894 (532 amino acids)
Biological process (GO): protein palmitoylation
Cellular component (GO): endoplasmic reticulum
Molecular function (GO): palmitoyltransferase activity
Source: RefSeq, a predicted model, not a curated record